GCGUGGGGGAGGGGGUAAAAAAAACUUUCCAUCUGCUUUGCGGCCAGCAAAGGAAAUAGGGUGGUUCUCGCGGCAUUUGGGCUGGGCGUUCAAUCCGGCGUGGCGAAGUGCUCUUUCUCUCUGGACGGUGUUUGAAUGCGGAGAGACUCACUUUGCAUGAGAUGACGGUGGCACUUAUGGUCCUGCGUCUGUCCAAGAGUGCAUGUGGAAGAGUGCAUGUGGGGACACCAAUGAUGCACAGGAUCUGAGCAAAAGGCCAUCCUCGCAGGUGGUCCCGGCUACCCAUCACAGCUCAGGUACCAAUGUCUGGGAUUGUGACAGAUAGUGUGCCCGGGGUUCCUGAAGGUUGGCGCCGAAGAGUAUGCAAGCGGGGGAACAGAAACCACGUGGACGUGUACUUUUAUGGACCGGAUGGUGUCGUCGUUCGGUCAAAGAAGCAUUUGAAAGAAUACCUUGAGAAGCACCAAAGCGGACUGAGCUUCGAUGCUUUCGACUGGACUGGGCAGCAUGGGCUUCCGGUUUCCCCCGAACGCUUCCUCCUGCAGGCAUCUGCGCAAAAGAGGUCUGCUAGAAAGACCUCUGCGGACAAGGAAGAGCAACCUAGCGAAAAGAAGAGGAAGAGAGGGCGUCCGCGGAAAAGUGAGGUGGGAGUGGCAAGGGUUGUAGAUGUAGAGGGUGGUCCAUCCUCUGGCGUUGCUCAGAGAAAAGGUGAAACCUUGGGAUCUAUGGGCUAUGCAGGUGGCAGUGAAGAAAGAGUACAGGUGGGUGCAGAAAACGGAGAGCUCGUGGACUUGCGAGAAGCGGAGCCAGAGCCAGAAACGGUUAAGGCGGAGGAGGAGGAUGAGAUGGAAAGUACAAACCUGAACACACUCAGUGUGCAGUUGCAGCAGCCUUUGGAGAAUGGAAGGAAAGCCGGCUUGGCUGAGUCGAUACCAGCGGAAGAAGCAGUGGAAGAUCUGACUCCUGGCAUUCUGCAUGGUGGCAAUGUGCCAAAUGCACAACUUGAGAAACAACCAAAGAGGCCGAGAGGUAGACCAAGGAAGAUUAAGGUGGCUAAGGAGGGUAAGGAUGAUGGUGGCAGCAGAAACACGGUAGUCCAGAAAGAGGGGGAUGGGGUUGUAGAAAGGGCACAAAAAGGUGUAGAAAACCGAAAUUGGGAGAACAGUGCGGUAACAAGGGGUGGCGUAGAAGGGACGACCCCGGCAGCGGAGGGGAACGAGGAGGAAGAAGAAACGUUGUUCAAUGUAGGAAAUGCUGCGAACGACGGUGGGCGUAGCGUUCCCGAGCCUAUGCAGUCUAUGGGGACAGCAAGAUCCAUCAGCAGUGGAGAUGCAUCUGAAAUUUCUAUAGCGCUGAACGAGAAAGUGUGCGAUGACCAGUCGGCAGGACAGACCGGCAGGAAUAAGAGACGGAAAGUGGAUAGCAGGGCAAGGAAAAGAAGCAAGCAAGACGUGGACCAAGGUACUCCGAAGCAGAGUCAAAUCAGUGACAAUUCAAAAAGCGGCGAUGAUGAGAGAUUGGCAGUGGUGGUGCUGAUGCCAGGGGUCAAAGGGAAUAAUAAAGGGACAGAGGCGAGUGAGGGCGAAGCGGAAGGGUUCCGAAUCCAGGACGUAAUCAAACUUUGCCGUCGUUCUUCUGCAAAGAUGCGGGGGACCACGAAAGAGGAUUUUCCAAAUGGGGGCGAGAUGAGAGAGAAGGCGAAGGGGGAAAUGGAUGGGGAGGGGGAGGGGGAUGGUGAUGUGGCCCUGAACAUUGCGCCAUCUGAAGUCGAUGGGAACCCGACGUCCAGCACGCAGGAGGAAGAGGACAAGCCUGCGAAGGGUCUUUGUCUGGCAGACGACGAAGGCCAUCGGCGGACCCUCGCUGCCCUCCACCUGUCGUCAAUGCCAUCUGAGAUUCUCUGUCGAGAUCGCGAGAGAAGGGAGGUGCUGGAAAUGUGCAAGCACGCUGUGCAGCAGCAGAAAGCAACGGCAAUGUAUAUUUGUGGCUGCCCGGGCACAGGGAAGACUCUAACAAUGGAGGAGCUGAAGAAGAAUGUGCCGCAGUGGGCACUGCAGGCGGCUGUCGCUCCUCCGACUGUUGUUAUGAUGAACUGCAUGUGUGCAGUGGAGCCAAAGCAGAUCUUUCAGCGGAUUUUGUCAUGUUUAUCGACAGGCAAGACGAACGUGUCGAUCUCUGCUGUCUCCAUUGCAGCACAAAAUGCGCUUGCGGAAUUGACAAGAAUCGUUGCAACUCCCACAAAAGUCGAUAGGAAGCAGGACGGGAUGGCUCUCCUCAUUCUCGAUGAAAUCGAUCACCUUAUGACAAAAGACCAAUCUGUCCUUUACGAACUCUUCCGUCUCACGACCUUGCCAGAGUCCAGGUGCAUUCUCGUGGGAAUCGCCAACUCUAUCGACAUGACCCAACGGCUACUGCCGCACCUUCGAGCGUUCAGUUGCAUCCCCUCAGUUGUCACUUUCCCUGCAUACAACCAAAGCCAGAUCUGUGCAAUUCUCAAUCAACGGCUCAAACAGCUUUCUUUUCAAGCUUUUCAUCCUCUUGCAAUUGAGCUGUGUGCCAGGAAAGUCGCAGCCGCAUUUGGUGAUAUGCGGAAGGCGCUUGAUGUGUGCAGGUUGGCAGUGGACGUGUUCCUGUCAGAGGUGAAGGCAACCAGAGGAACCACCGACUAUGACCUGACAAAUUCUGACGAGGAGGACGAGAGCCUACCGGUAGGCAGGACGAAAACAGCCGGCAAAACUGGCGCUGUGGACAGUGGAUUGGCAAAGGAAGUGGUGGACAAGCCGCCCACUGUCGUGUUAAUGAGGCACAUGGUGAAAGCGCUCGCAAAGAGCUUUCACUUGCCUCUCGUGGAGACUCUGCAGGCCCUUCCACAACACCAACAGAUGAUUCUCUGCUCGGCUGUGCGUCUCUUCCGCGCGCGGAAAAAGGAUGCAACACUCGGAGAACUCAACAAAGCUUACAUAGAACAGUGUAAAAGUGCAUCCAUCAAUGCACUGACAUCAGCAGAGUUCACCUGCAUGUGCACUGUUCUUGCUGAUCAGGCUAUCCUCAACAUUGGGCCAGGGAGGGAUGAGAGGCUCAGAAGGGUGACGCUCCGCGUUCAGGAGGAGGAUGUCCGGUUCGCUCUUGAGGGGGUUCGUUUUUUCCGAACCAUCCUGAGCGAGGAUGAUUCCAAAGAAGUUUUGUCAGACCGAUAAAGCAACAAAUACCUGGGUUGCAGGAGACUUGCUGCCAAGGGUUUCAUCUGUCCCACGGCCUUCUCUCACCAAAGGUCCUCCUGCUUUCCUUAGUUUUCUUUUCUUUUUUUUUCCAUUCUCUCCCUCUUUAUUUUCCAUUUCUGAGGAGGUGCAACUUUUUCAACGAAGCAGAGGCAGCUUCCACUCUUCAGACUUAUACACCCCCCCCUCUCCCUUCCUCAGCUCUAGUUUGUCCAGGCAUGUACGGUGUCGGAUAGCUUUAGCAAGUCAUCCUGCAGUUCCAAAGCACACGAUGUGACCACCUUGGAAGAAAACCUGUAUGCUAUAUGUAACACGUUUUCGCCCCCAACG
Chara braunii is the source of this 3548-nucleotide messenger RNA. NCBI's taxonomy places the organism in Eukaryota, Viridiplantae, Streptophyta, Charophyceae, Charales, Characeae. The record is from the annotation of a GenBank genome assembly.